Molecule: messenger RNA, 663 nt
Organism: Puntigrus tetrazona (Sumatra barb)
Lineage: Eukaryota; Metazoa; Chordata; Actinopteri; Cypriniformes; Cyprinidae
Product: stonustoxin subunit alpha-like
Exons: 5
Coding region: 1-663 (220 amino acids)
Source: RefSeq, a predicted model, not a curated record
AUGUUUGUCUUAAAUCCACCUUACAGAUUUUUGGCUGUGAAAUAUAUAUUUUUAGCUCUGAGUUCAAACCCUUCACACCUGAAAGAGCUGGAUCUGAGCUACAAUCACCCAGGAGAUUCAGGAGUCAAGCUAAUCUCAGAAAAACUGGAGGAUCCACACUGCUCACUGAACAAACUCAAUGUGUAUCAUGGAGGGGAAUCCAGGAUUAUAGCAGGACUGAAGAAAUAUGCCUGUUUUCUCACACUGGAUGCAAACACAGCAAGCAAUCAUCUCCUUCUGUCUGAGGACAACAGAAAGGUGAUGUGGGUGCCUCAUUGUAAUCAGCUAUAUCCGGAUCAUGCAGACAGAUUUGAUAAUCCUCAGGUGUUUUGUCGAGAAAGAGUGUAUGGACGCUGUUACUGGGAGAUUGAGUGGAGGGAGAAACACAAUAACAAAGAGACUCAUCUCUCUGUGAAGCCCAUCAUCAUCAGAAAAACAGAAGUGUUGAAGUUCCAUAGAACAGGAGUGUAUGUGGAUAAGAGCGCAGGAACUCUGUCCUUCUACAGCAUCUCUGACACAAUCACACAUAUCCACACAGUCCAGACCACAUUCACUCAGACCUCUAUCCUGGGUUUACUGUGUCUUAUUUCGGAUCACUGGAUCUGUGUUGAUGAAUCAGAAUAG